AUGCCCGAACCAGCAUGGAGUCCAUUCAAUCUCAGGAAUCCCCAAUCCAGUGGAUCUCACGGCCCGCCACGUCAACUGAAUACGAACUUCCGGCUCUCAUAUGGCCCGAAGUCUGACAUUGGCAGUCAGGCUUCACCGUCUGAUGAAGGGUACUUCUCGCACAACACUCGAUCCGUUGUCAGCAAUGACCCCGAUUAUGUCAAUCAAGAGCUACCAGCAGGCCUUCUGUCCAAUAUGGACGGCAUGAACGUCGAGUCUGUCACUAGCGAAGCUCCUACAAUGUCACGGAUGCCUUCGGAUCAGCUAUCACUCGUCAGCAGUCGUAGUGGCAAGUCAAAGAAAGUGUAUCAUUGCCCUCAAUGUUCAGAGAUACUCAAGUGUAAUUCAGAGUUUAAGAAACAUAAACUCAAACACGACAAGCCCUUCAAGUGUGAGGUACCUGGCUGCAAGCGGACAGAGGGCUUUACAACAACAAAUGACCUCGAUAGGCACCAAAGGAGUCUCCAUCGAAAGGGUAUCGACAAGAAAUCUUACAGAUGUGCAGUAGAGAACUGCAGAAAUAAAGAAAAGACGUGGCCGCGUCUAGACAACUUCAAGCAGCAUGUAGAGAGGAUGCAUAAAGAUGAAAACGUCCUUGAUGUCAUAGAAAGAUCAAUAUGCCACCCAAAGAACGCUGACACUCCGAUGGAGGAAGCCAGCGUUACACCAAUGGACAUUGAUAUUGCAGUAUCCGGGAUGGAGAAUCCCUUCUCAGUCAGUCCGACCAUAACUAUGCCGCCCGUGUUGGACUUCCUUUCGCCACAGAGUGCCAGACAUUCAUUCUCGUCUGGACCAAGUUCCAACCCUGUGGGAAACAUACAAUCACUGUCUCGGCCGUCUAGAGCUGGACCCACCUCCGCACCUCACAACGCUGGUAUUCAGAAAAUGCAAAAGUCGACACGCUCUCGAUAUCAUGCACCGGGAGUGUCUUCCCAGCCAAUACAGAAGCCUCUGCUUACCACCAAGACGGCUUCUCGUGUACCUGGAAGAAACAGCCUCAAACUUCAACAGUCUUCGUCCAGUUCUGCACUAUCCAAUGCCCCACAGACUAAGGCUGAGCAACAAAAGGAGCUUAAAAAGAAGUCUGAGCGACAGUCACACUCACCGAGCCCUGUGGACCUCGAAAGCAUCAUGUUGGAGAUGAUACAGAAAGCGAAGGACCAGGCUGAAUGCGAAGACAGAUCUGCGGAGCAAUCGAGGCCGGAGAAGAAUGCGGUGUUAAUGGACAUGGUAACGAAGCUUCUGAACAAAGGCCCAGUAUCUUCCAAUACAGGACAGCGUCGCAACAGCAAAGACACGCUUCAUAAUGAUAAGAAAUGUCCACACCCCGAUUGCGGAUUCGCAGUCGCUCGUGAUUGCGAUCUGCGCAAACACAUGAAACGACACGAUCGGCCUUAUGGCUGCACAUAUCCCAAGUGCCACAAACGAUUCGGCGCAAAGUCGGACUGGAAGCGCCACGAGAACAGCCAGCACUUCCAACAGGAAGCCUUUCGUUGCGAUGAGACACUUCCGACAGGCGAAGUUUGCGGUGUGCACCUCCACCGAGAAGGAGCAUUCAGAAACCACCUAGAGACGCAGCACAAGACCCCAUGCGAGGAAGCCCAAAAGCGCUUGGACAAUAGCAAGAUUGGAAAGAACUGUCAAGGCUCUUUCUGGUGUGGUUUAUGCGGGGUUGUAAAGCAGCUCAAAGAACGGCGCAAUGCAGCAUGGGAUGAGCGGUUUGAUCAUAUUGCGUAUCACUUCGAGAAGGAGAAGAGAAGCAUCGAUGAUUGGAUAUGUGCUGAGGAGAACCGACUGAAAAAGGACUUGCUUGAAGAGAAGUUGAAACGAGAACGCUUCGAUGAUGAGGAUGAGAGAGAGAAGGAUGGUGAUGUAGAUGCUGUUGGAGACGACGAUGACGCCCCGCAGCCGCGACCACAGCUUCGUCGACACAACAUGUCUGGUAUGUCGACGCCGAUGCCGAUGCCGAUGCCAACACAUGCGACGACGACAUCCCCACCGCCUCCACCGGGCUUUGUGAAGGCGAGUAAGAGGAAACGGUCAGUUGAAGACGACACAUAUGCCCCGCGGCUGCCAAAGCGCAAGCAAACUACGCUUAUAAUGAACCGCUACUGUUGUUCUUGCGGAAGUCCGUGUGGUGUCGUUGACGUUGCGUGUACCAAUUGCCCCCAUCAACUGUGCACUGAUUGCAAUUUCCAAGAGGAUGAGACUUUUAUGAUGGAAUCGAUGGACUUCUUUGGAUGA
Alternaria alternata is the source of this 2283-nucleotide messenger RNA. RefSeq lists its product as hypothetical. Gene Ontology annotation, cellular component: nucleus. The coding region runs from base 1 to 2283 and encodes 760 amino acids. Gene Ontology annotation, biological process: regulation of transcription by RNA polymerase II. The transcript is spliced from 4 exons. The record is from RefSeq and is a predicted model, not a curated record. NCBI's taxonomy places the organism in Eukaryota, Fungi, Ascomycota, Dothideomycetes, Pleosporales, Pleosporaceae.